UGCAAGCACCUGCCAGCUCGGGACUUUCUGUAGUAGCCGAACUUGGAGAGCGGAGGGAAGAAGGAGAGCAAGAGCAGAGUAACUGCGUGCACGGCAAGAAAGCCCGAUAUCUGGUCCUGCGCAAACCGUGAAUAACAACUGGAUUUUUUUUUCUUUCUCCUGUUUUGCUUGUUAAAACUGGCUGUUUUCAGCACGCAAGGUUACAUGUGAGGACAAGAAUUCAGGUUAAAGAAUUGUAAAUUAUUUCGUCCAUCAGAAAGGUCUAGACAGAUUUAAAGUGAUUUCAGGAAAGAAAGGCGGAGGGGAGAAGCCUGGAGAAGAGAAAUUUGAUGUGUGGAGUUUGAACAGGAUCAAUCUGGGAGUCACCUCUCUGCAGCUCCUUUCUACGGGACUUCAAGUCCAGGAUCGCAAUUCCACACCUUGAAAAUGGUGGUUUUCAUCAACAUAAAGCUUAAAUCUCUCAUGAAACUUUUCAAGAGAAAGACUGUUUCCAACCUAGAUGAAGAGAGUAGAUGGUCUGUGCACUAUACUGCUCCAUGGCACCAGCAGGAAAAUGUCUUCCUACCCUCCUCAAGACCACCUUGUGUGGAGGACCUGCACAGACAAGCCAAGCUGAACCUCAAGUCAGUACUGAGAGAGUGUGACAAGCUGCGGCGGGAUGGCUACCGGAGCUCACAGUAUUACUCUCAGGGCCCCACCUUCUCCUCGUCCUCCAGUGCAAUCUGUGGAAGUUACCAGGAUGAUUAUGAAGAAAUUGAACAAAAGUGUCCUGUCUCUCCCCCUGAAGAGGAAAAGCUUAUUACCAUCAAAAGGCCUAAAAGUCCAGCUUCAAAUGAGUUAUCAGAUAUCAACACCCAAACCAACUGGACUAAGUCACUCCCACUGCCAACUCCAGAAGAGAAAAUGCGACAACAAGCACAGGCCGUUCAAACAGAUGUGGUUCCUAUUAAUGUGACUGGGGAGAAUUUCGACCGCCAGGCCAGCAUUCGGCGGUCUCUAAUUUACACAGACACGGUGGUAAGACGGCCGAAGAAAGUCAAAAGGAGAAAGACUAUUACAGGAAUCCCUGACAACAUACAAAAGGAGCUAGCAGUUGGCGCUGGCCAAAGUGAUUUCCGAGGGCAUUCGAUGUAUGUCCCAGAUCACUGUUCCACACUAGGGAGACUAGACAGCUAUCGCUCUGCUAUGCAGCGCUCGGAAACCAAGGACACCAGCUGCCAGACGGAGGAAGUUAAAGUUGUGCCCCCUUCAAUGAGAAGAAUAAGAGCACAGAAAGGACAAGGCAUUGCAGCCCAGAUGUCUCAGUUCUCCAGCUCAUCUGGAAACAUGUCAGUGAUGAGUGAUUCUGCUGCAGUUAUAUUUGCUUCUCGCCCAAAUAGCGACAUAGGUUUUCACAGCUUGCCUCGAGUUGGUGCAAGAGUAUCUCUGCAGUCCCUAGACCAGACACAGAGCAUCUCUAGGCAGACGGAAGACAUUGCUGGCACUUUAACUCACCAGAUAAGUAAAUUGCAAGUGGAUGAUAGCGUUGUGCAUCUGAGGAAUAAUCCCACGAUGGGGACACUGUCGAGGCCAAAGUCUCAAGAGGUGAGAAGCUGUGAUAGUGAGAAGUCUGCAAGCCCAGCAUGUGUGGUCUCUCCUCAUGCCACCUACUCAACGAGCAUCAUACCCAAUGCAACACUGUCAUCCUCCUCAGAAGUUAUCAUUAUUCAUGCUGCCCAGAGUGUUGGUUCAUUGGACAGUAAAAUAAACAGCUCCACUGCCUACCCAAAUCCAAGAGACAAUCCUGUUACCAGCAGUGCAAUAAGUGGGAAAGAAGACCACCACUCUUCAAGUGGUAACUGGAGUGAGAGUAGCUCCACACGUCACUCACAGACUUCAGAUACCAUCCCAUCUAAUACUGUCAUGAUGCUUUCUCUUGGUGACUCUGCUGUCUCUCUUAGCACUCCUGGGAAUGCAGAGGCUGGGUCUCAGACCACAAGCUACAGCUGCAGGAACAAUGUUGCUUUACCAAACCCUUCCCAGGACAGCGAUGGUAGGAGUGAAUCUAGCUAUUCCGGGGAGCGAGCACAGGCAACAGUAGACAGCACAGAGCAUUGGUUGUACAAGUCUUCAGAAAACAGUGAGACUCCUUCACACAAGGUGGUUUGUACCACACCAGGCUGUGCCACUCCUGGUAGCAACCUGAGCAGCAGCAGCCUGGAGAGGACAUCAGUCAGGGAUGAUUCUACUUCUGUGUAUUCUGUUGACCAUGAUGGUUAUUACAGUUCCAUGCAUAUGGACUCUGGGCUGAAGUCAGACAUGCCAUGCAAUAAUACUAAUGGUUUUGGGAAUCCCAGAGACAGUGUGAUAAAUGUCUUCGAAGGAAAGGAGAAGAAACAGCAGGUUGACCAGUCAGGCCAAGGUGACAAAUCUCUUGCAAGAAACAUCUCUCUGAAAAAGGCCAAGAAACCGCCUUUGCCACCGUCCAGAACAGACUCGCUCAGAAGGAUGCCUAAGAAAAAAGUCCAAUCCAGUGGACAGGUACUUGAUGAAACCCUCAUUGCCACCCUCCAGCAUUCUCUGCAGUUAAAUCUCAAGUGCAAAAAUGGCAGCUCCCCUUCCCAGAGCCCCUCCAGUGAUUAUGAGGAUCCCUGGGUGUUGCGCUCCCGCAGCCAAAGCUCGGUCAGUGCAAGCAGCAGCAUGAUGUCCACCACUGCUCCAAACCUUUACUCCAUCUGCACAGUCACUCCCUCACAGAGUGAAACAAGUAGCAUCAAGUCAGAGUAUGCUGACCAGUGGGGCUAUUACAGCGACUAUGCCGCAGUGGCAGACGACCAGGUGAAAUCCCCAGUGACCCAUUCUGUCAGUACAUCGUCUGCUCUCAGCGAUUACAGCAUCAGCCACUUCAGUGAUGGCUCAAGGGCUUCUGUGCCACAAGUGCCCAGUGGGCUGGCGAAACCAAAGAGCACUUCUCCGGAGAAAUCCCACCGAGUCACGUCGCCAUCGAGUGGGUACUCCAGCCAGUCCAAUACACCCACUGCGCUUACUCCAGUGCCUGUACUUUUAAAACCUGCAUCAUCAGGAAAUGGGAAAUCCAAGCUGAAGCCUAAAGUGCCUGAGAGGAAAUCCUCUCUUCUGUCUUCAGUUUCCAUGUCUUCAUCCUCCACUUCUCUUUCUUCAAAUACAUCUACCGAAGGGAGCGUGAGUGUGAAGAAAUUGGACCCCGCCCUGAGCCCUCCUCCAGAUUCUGGUGCACCUCCUCUGCCACCUCCUCUUUCAACACCUCCACAUUGCCCCGAACUUUCUCCUCCCCCUCCUCCUCCUCCAGCAGAAGUCAUGGAUUUGUCACCAUUGCCAGCCUCUCCCACAUUCCCCCCUCCUCCACCAGAAGCUAAUGUAAAUUCUUCCUUUGCUCAGACUGUCCCAUGGUUACAGCAAGAAGCUUCCAUCAGUUCAUUCUCUUCCCCUGUUCCUCCUCCUCCUACUUGCCCCUUAGCUGUCCCACCACCAGCACCACCUCUUGAUCCCAAGUUAACAAAAGGUGCAACAAUAUACCCACAGUAUUCUUUUAAGAAACGCAACCAGGAAGAUUCUUGCUACAGUCCAGUGAAACAGGCACUCAACAAGCAAGACUCAUCGAGACCUGUGAUGCCAUUAGUAACUACCAAAGCAUUGCAAAUGGUGCAGUUGAGGUCUGUGAAAAAAGUGACAGAAGGUGAACCAUCACCUGAAUCUGCUUCUGAAGCCAUGUCUGAGGAGAAGGGUACUGUAAAUUCAUCGUCACAGUCUUCCCUAAAGCCAUCUCUCUCACUGAGACUCAGUAGCAGCUUAGGCAACGAGGAAAUGAAAACUCAAGGCACUUCAUUUAAAAAUGCAGUUCAAACGCUGUCUCGGGGUUCUCCUCUCAUUCUCUCUGAUAACACACCUGCGCUUGACAGUGAUCAAAAGCCUGUGAGUGCAGUAGGUCUAAAAAAGUCUUCUGAAGCCUAUGCACUGGGGACAGCUACUGAUGACACACCUGAGUCUUCAGUGCAGAGUGAAGACCUCCCUUCUGGCAUGUCACUUCAGGGGUCACCAGCAUCUCCUGACAAGGUUCAGGUCAUAUUGCCAAGCAAGAAACCACCUCCUAUUUCUAAGAAACCUAAACUGUUCCUUGUUGUACCACCUCCACAGUUAGAUCUUACAGUGGAGAAAGCAGCUGAAGUGAGUGAUACUGUCAGAAGCACAUCAAGUCCGACUAAGAGAGACACUGUGCUUGCACACUGCGAGGAGGCGAGAAAUUGUCUUACAGAUGGACUCGGUUCUAGCGAGAUGGACUCUGGCAGCCUGGUUCCUGAGGGAGGAGCUGCUGGAUUCACCUUCUCUGAGGCAGGGGGAGCGAAUGCCUUUGUGGUACAGCCUGCUGCAUCACCAGUUCAAGAAGAGCCCAGGCAGGAGGAGCAGUCUGCUUUUGAUGAAGGAAGCAGUUCAGGCAGCAGCCAAGACAGCGGCAGUAAUGCUGACGGGCACCUAUCUCAAGAGAACGAAAGUGUGGAGGUGUUUGAAUCAGAUACAGCAAAUAGUUCAUUUCUGCCAAGCUGUAGUUAUGGGGAAGAGACGGAUGGAGUGGCAACGCCAGCAAGACCAAGGACUACUGAAGAUCUUUUUGCAGCCAUUCACAGAUCCAAAAGGAAAGUCCUUGGCCGUAAAGAUUCUGAAGAUGACCGUACCCGCAACCAUUCUCCGUCGCCCCCCGUAACUCCCACUGGUGCUUCCCCAAAUUUAGCUACCCUCAAACAAGCUGGAUCUAUUCAGAGAAGUGUUCGCAAGAGCAGCACCAGCAAUGACAACUUCAAAGCCCUGCUGCUGAAGAAAGGGAGCCGCUGUGACACCAGUUCCCGGAUGUCUGCGGCAGAGAUGUUGAAGAAUACGGACCCGCGGUUCCACCGGACAAAGACAGAUGCCCCUGCUGACCUUUCUGACAGCCCUGCCAGCUGCUCACCCAGCAAGAGCAAACGGGCCCAGGAAGAGUGGGCCAAGAGUGAGGGCCUGAUGCCAAGGAGUAUGUCUUUCUCUGGCACUAGGUAUGGCCGGUCAAGAACACCCCCGUCUGCUGCCAGCAGCAAGUACAACGUCCGCAACCGCAUUCAGAGCAGCCCCAUGACUGUCAUUAGUGAAGGAGAUGGGGAAGUGGUGGAACAGUCAGAGGGCAGGGUCCGGAGAACUUUGGAAGAGCAGCAAGAGAGGCAGCUUGAUAUGUUUAACAGUGAUGAAAUGGACAUGAAUGAUUUUGCAUAUGUUGAGGAGGCAGGUUGCAAGGAGACCUUGGAUCCAGCCCAUCUAGACUUAAUGACUCAACCAGGUACUUCAAGGAAGUAUCUAAGCCCUUCAGCUGAAGAAAGUUAAAAGGCAGUGUGACAGAAGGCUUUGGCUAUUAGUCUAGAAAAUCACAGAGGACUAGAUUCCCGAAGAAAGCCCAGACCAGGACAAGUUUACUUUGCUGAGCAUUUAUUCCAUGAACUGCAUGUGUAUGUUUAAAUGCUAAAGCGAUGGUGGUUCUGCAUGGUUGGGUUGGGUUGGGGAGCACUUGCUUUGAAUGAGUGGUCUGUAGCUUAAAGAAAGUUAACAGUUGAAUUUUUUGUGUAAACCCUUAGAAGUCCUCUUGUGGGGUGGGAGGGAAGUUUUCUCAGAGUCUAUAGGGGUGUGAUGUUUUUCUUUUUCUUGAGACUGCAGUUGUGCAAGAAAAAUUUAGGAAUAAGCCUGAAAUGGGAAGGCUCCUGUGGUACAAGCUGGAUAUUUGGUUCAAAAGCCUUGUAGUGGUGCAGCGUAGUGCAUAUGUUAAGCAGAGAGAGGCACAGUGAGGCCCAUUCAACUAUGAGAAGGUAGUAGGGUUGGUGCUGGGGUUGCAUGGCUUAUUACUGGGUUGUGACCCAGUGUUCGAUGAAGCGUGUCCUGCUUGAGCAAUUAGCUCACCAGGUUUUGAAUUGGUCCAGGGUACUGUACUUUUUACUCUUUUUCCUGAGGGAAAAUGAAAUACAUAGUUAACAUGGAAAAGGGAGCUGAGUUUUAUAGCACACUACUAGCUGCUGUGCAGCCACACACAUAUGCUUGGUGAAACACUCAUUUCCAAGUGAAUUGCUUUCUUGACUGGAGUAUUCCCUUAGAGAACUGGAACAACUGGAUGUCUGCAGAGGAUGCAAGCAGACAACAGGAAAGUGGGAGAGGAAUGAAGCAGUGUACUACCAGAAUUUGGAAGGGUUACUAUUGUGGUUUAGGAAUGAUAUUCCCUAAUUUAGUCUUCCCACUGAAACACUCUAAACCGUGUGCCACUCCCUCCCUCCUUCCUCCCCUUCCCCACUGCUGAGGGCUGGAGAGGAGAAUUGAAGGCACAAAAGGCUAGGAUCACGGGUUGAGAUAAGGACAAUUGACUGAAAACAGCAAUGAGAUAAGAAAACAGUAACAGCAACAAUACUAAUGACAGAGUGUAGGAGAAGCCCAGUAAUACAUGAACCUCAGCCACACUACCCAGACUCGAAGAGCCCCCCGUUCCCUGCCCCUGGUAAUGAUGUGAGGUGGUAUAGGAUAACUGCCCCUCCUGGCUACUGCGGAAUUUAACCCUGUCCUGGCCGGAACCAGGACGGUUAGAUUUCUGAAUUAGAAAGCAAAGUUUGACUUUUAGAACUUGCACUACAAAGCUGUAGGUGGAGCCCGUCUUUCAAAACUGAAACUUGGGAGUUGUGUUUUGCCAGAAGUCUUGUCUUCCAUUUGUCAAAACAGGAAGACUAUUACUUUUCAUCACUUGAAAUACAGAUACUUGCUAACUUUUGGUUACCAAAGAAUAAGUUACAAUUACUUUAGUUUUUGAUUUGCCUGCAGUAUUUCUCUUCUUUUUUAACCUUAAUAAUUUAGUGAGGUUCAUUUUUAUUGUAUAUUUUACAGAUAAUAAAAACAUUUAACGGUUUCCCAGUUGUAAAGAAAAUUAAUUAAAACUGAAAUAUUGGCUGGAGUUUUUGGUUCUUAGUAGGAGUGAAGCUUUUAAUUUUUAAGAAGAAUUUUACAUCAUUUGAUGGCAUGCGCAGUUUUUGUAUUGUUUGUAAAUAUUGAAAGUUGUUAAAAUAUCUUUUGAUCUCCGUACCAUAGAAUUUAUACAUUUUUAGAUUGCUUUUAAGAAGAAAAAGCACUCUUUGUAGAUUAUUUAUUUUAGAGAAAUAUGCUUGUAAUCUCUUUCUUCAACCCUUUACUUGUUAGCAAUGUAAAUUUCAGGGGCCUUCGUUUAACUCUUCCCUUCAUAAGAGGGGAAUAGUGCUGAAAAUGCUGUGACUUUGCUUCAAUAAAGAAAAAGCCUGCCAGUUGCCAUAUUGUCUUUUGAAUUGAUUAAAAUCUCCUUCAAAAGAUGUGUCCCACAGUGUAUGGCAACCCACUGAAUGCCAUAAUCCAUGCAUCCAGCUACUAAUCUCCCAUUUUUCAUUGCAAAAUUUACUAAUUCACUUUAGAGACAAUUAAAGUGUACUUACAUAUACAUUCCAUUUUGGCAUCUCAAUUCUGAGACUAAAAAAAUUGAAAUAGUACUAAACUUUUUCCAGUGUCAUGUGUGAAUGUUUCUACUAUUUCUUUCCUACUUGCAACCUGUCCCAGAAAACUAAAAUUCUUGGAGAACUAGAUUAUAAGCAGAGUAAGCAAGAACUAAAAUGAAGUGGAGAGGGUGAAUUCAACUGCACUCAGUGGAACAAGGGUGGGAUUAACUGGUGCACAGUAAAAUUUCUGCCAUUUUUAUGUGCUAACUAUAUUUAAAGAACCAUUGGAUUUUUUAAAUUAAAUUAAAACCUGAUUGGAUAAAGUAGAUUGUUUCAGAUAUUAUUAACACAGAUCUGAACUACAUUCUGUUGCAAAGAGUGCAAAACAUUCUGCCACUGCUAAGCAUCUCAAGAGUCUUGAUUUUGUGUACCUCCCAGAGAUGACCACAUGAAACAUGAAAGGGCAAUAUCCUUUUCACAGCAGGUACUGUUCCUUUCAAAGCUAUGCAUAAAUACUAGCUAGUCCUUACACCACCAUCCUGACAGGAAAAUACUCAGGCUUUGUUUUAUUGUUUACAAUAAAAUAAAAAUGGCUGCACUGGAGAAAAUUACAGCAGCGUUGUGCAUAAAAUGCCUGUAGGAGAGAGCUUAGCUAGCUAAUUCCGUGGUUCCCUUAUGUUUGCCAGAUGAUACUGCCAGUCACUUUUAUAGGCUAUAUGGGGAACUCUUUGGAAAGUCCCAGCUUAAAUGUACAUCUUGUCAAUGCAGGUAGGUGAGAUUAAACUUCAGUGUAGCAUGGGCUGAAUUUCUUCUCUGGGCACAGGGGGUAGCCUUUAUGCUCAUCUAAAACCCUCAUCUGGUGUAAGGUGAUUUGGGUUGAAGCUCAGGUUUUGGCUAGUAUGCAGAAAGCAGUGUUCAUGUAGCCUUACUGAUAUUGCUACUGACUACAUUUUGCACAAUAUAAGAUGGAGUGAGAUACAUUAAAUGUGCUGAAUUAUGUUUAAUGGUGCUUAUAAUACUUCGGUAACUGAUGUAACUUUCUUGGGGAGGCAUCACUGUGUCAUCUCCCCACUGCAUCAUCCUCUGUAGCAGCACACAGAACUGGUUAGUAGCUCAGUUUUCUCAGCAGUACAGUCCUUGGACCAAGUUUUCACUGCAAAACCUUAAGAGCAUGACAGCUUUAGGCUAUGUUUUAUGUACUUGCAACAGCUUUAGUGUGUAUGUAUUUGUAGUAAGAAAAACAUACUUAAAUUUUUGUCACAUUUGCAGCUUCAAAGUUACUUUCUUCUAUAAUAAGGAUCCUCCAUAGGGAGGUGUUGCAGUUGUGGCUAUAUUGGUCAACAGGUGUAGAUUAAGUUUUGUAAACCUCAGCUAAAGAUAUCUAGAGCAGUGGGAGAGGAGCACACAUACACAAACUUGGCUGUGCUAAAGAGAAAAAGCAGACUUGUCAUCCUGAUGCUUAAUGUAUCAUGCUGUUAUAGGGGUUGUUCAGAGUUUACAGUUGGUUUACAGUUUGCCUCUAAAACAAGAAUCAUUAUUGAAGCUAGAUGUGAGAUUAAUAUCUGAUUUAGCUCUUACUGAAUGUGGUUUUCAAUUUCAGUCUUUUUCUAAAUUUUGCCCUGUAUGAACUCAUUCCAUGCUUCACCUGUUUAUGUUCAAAGUUCGUUCUUACUGCUGUAAGAUGUAGGCAGCCCCAAUCCCCCUGAGAAUUAGAGCCCUCCAGUUAUUACAUUAAUAUAUUCAUAAGGCUCUGGGGCAUUUGCAAGUCUUCACUACUGUUUGUAUGUUGAAGAGGAGAAUUUAUUACCUUAAUCGAAAGGAUGGAGGUUAUGCAAGGAGCAAUAGCUUGGUGAGAGGAGGUUUGGAAGGCUACUGGUAAUCAAUGAAAAGAAUUGGAAAAGAAGUGGAUUUGAUGAAGACGGGAUUUUGAGGAAACAGGACUUGAUGCUGGUUCAUGCAUAAGGCUUGGCCUGAAAGAAGGCACAGAAUAAUGGCAGAAAAGGUGAAGCAGGGAAAUUACUGAGAAGUGCAGUGAAUGCACAGAGUAAGGUACGGGGCGGGCAGGCAGAUUCUUGAAGAUAAAGAAGUUUCAGCAAGUACGGAAGAGAGAAAAAGGCGAAGGAACAAUGGAAUAGUCACAGAAAGAAGAAAGAAAAAUUUUAGCCCAUGUGUUUCCUCCUAAUUCAAAGGGUAUAGAAGGCCAAAGUCAGUCAAAUAUGGGGAAAAACCCAACCCAACAUUUUAGAAGAGGAAAACAACCAAAUUGGGUGAGCUUAGUGAAACAAUAAUAGGCUGAAGUGAGGAAUGCUCUAGGAUACCACAGGCAACAUUGAGUGGGUGGCUAUGGGCUUGAGCACAACUCUUGGAAAGGUUCUGUACAGAAACACCAUGCCUGAAAUCUGGAAAGAGUAAGGGGGAUUAGGAAGAUUAAAGCUCAGAUUCAUCCUGCCUAAUUUCUACCAACUACUCUGCGUCCAGUGAUUUCAGUGGACUGGCUACAGGUCUUCAGACACCUGUGUUUGGAUAACUUGCUAAACUUUCAGUAAUUUCCUGAAGCAAAGAGGCCACUCAUGCAUGCAGCACAGGGAUGGGUGUGUUCGUACUACUGCAAGCAAAUAGAUCUUGAAAGGUGUCGUUUGGAUACCACAAAGUUCUGGAAAAAACAUUUAUAGCAGCAGUCUCUGUUCCAACAAAGUUGUUGCUACAGUACACUUAAGUGAUUCAAGAUGAUGCAUUGUUUGGUUCUAUAAGAGAGAAUUAAAAGGGUGAACUUCAAUGGUAAAACAACAUAAUACAAAAAUUACAGUGGCAAUGAGGAAUCGUUUUAUCUGUUCAAAAUAACUUCAGUACUCACAAAAGAGAACACAACAGCUGUAUAAUGUCAUUGGUAUUUUUCUGAGUUCCCCACUUAAAGUUUAUUUUCUAAGUAACUUUCAGAAGAGAUUUCUUACAUGUUUAAAACUAAAAGUCUUGAUAAUUUUCUUUGUUCUGAAAAGGUGUUAUCAACUUUAAAUCAGAGUGCAGCAUUAAAAUCUUGCAGCUAUUCAGUGUUGGAUCCUGACUGUGGCUAUACUGCUGUGAAUUAAUAAACACUCAACAGAGUAAAAUACAAAGGUGUUUGAUAAAGUUGUGCUAUGCCAUAUAUCAUCCUGAAAAACUGGGUAAAAGCCUUGAUAGUGCUUCCCCAGCAGAAUGUGGGUACAUUUUAUGUUGCAAAUUUAGCUCUUUGCAGUUGGGUUCUUUCACGUAAUGCGAAACCAACCUUUUAAGGGCCAAUCAAUUCUCCCAGCAAUGCUAAUGGAAAAUGUCAUUGAUUUUCAGUAGCGAAUUGUUUGUUAAUAGUGAAUCCAAAUGUAUGUGUAUAUGCAUGGGGGGAGGUGUAUACAGAAGAGAGAAAGUUCAACACAAUGUACAUGAGUUGCCCUUGUCUGUAGUAUACUGCUCUAUUUGUGCACCAUCCUUCAGUAUAAAACCAGAAAUUUUAGCUACUGAAGGGGAAAAAAAAAAAA
This is a messenger RNA of Manacus vitellinus (golden-collared manakin), 10981 nucleotides long. It is a transcript of the gene NHSL1, whose product is annotated as NHS like 1. The record is from RefSeq and is a predicted model, not a curated record. Gene Ontology annotation, biological process: cell differentiation. Lineage: Eukaryota; Metazoa; Chordata; Aves; Passeriformes; Pipridae. The coding region runs from base 427 to 5364 and encodes 1645 amino acids. The transcript has 8 exons.